Molecule: messenger RNA, 1821 nt
Organism: Cladophialophora yegresii CBS 114405
Lineage: Eukaryota; Fungi; Ascomycota; Eurotiomycetes; Chaetothyriales; Herpotrichiellaceae
Product: beta-N-acetylhexosaminidase
Exons: 1
Coding region: 1-1821 (606 amino acids)
Biological process (GO): carbohydrate metabolic process; glycosaminoglycan metabolic process
Cellular component (GO): membrane
Molecular function (GO): beta-N-acetylhexosaminidase activity
Source: RefSeq, a predicted model, not a curated record
AUGCAUCUCCAACAAUCUAUACCGCGAGUUGCUGUGGCUGCCGGCUUCUUCGGUAGCCUCGUUGGCGCUGUUGCCGUCAACCCUCUGCCAGCCCCGCAAAACAUCACUUGGGGUACAUCAGGACCGCUGUCUAUAGCUGGGUACUUGAUCUUGAACUCAGCAGCCGAUCAGGUCGUCAAUGAUGCUUGGUCUCGUGCAUGGAAUACCAUCAACACAUUACAAUGGGUUCCCGCUGCAGUUGAAUCUCCCAUCGCCUCAUAUCCGCCUUACCCAACAGCCACGCCGUCGUCCAGGAUCAAGCGGUCGGGCUCAUAUUUGAGCCAAAUCGACCUCACCAUCGCGGAUACCUCAGCUGACCUUCAACAUGGCGUGGAUGAGUCUUACACCAUCGACAUCACGUCAAGUUCCUCGGCCAUCAGCAUCACCGCGCAAACCGUCUGGGGCGCUCUGCAUGCAUUUACGACCUUGCAGCAGCUAAUCAUCUCUGAUGGACAGGGAGGCCUCAUAAUCGAGCAACCGGUAUCGAUCACGGAUGCUCCACUCUACCCCUACCGAGGAAUCAUGAUCGACUCGGGACGGAACUUCAUCAGCGUGGCAAAAAUCUACGAACAGAUCGACGGGAUGGCGCUGUCGAAGCUGAACGUUCUUCACUGGCAUAUUGUGGACGCCCAAUCCUGGCCGAUCCAGAUCAACACUUACCCACAGAUGACUCAAGGCGCUUACUCUGCCAAACAGAUCUACUCGCAGGACGACAUCAAGGCCAUCAUCGCUUAUGCUCGAGCUCGCGGUGUGAGAAUCAUUCCUGAGGUCGAUAUGCCGGGCCAUGCAUCCCAGGGAUGGACAGCAGUCGAUCCCAGUAUCGUCGCGUGUGCCAAUUCCUGGUGGUCAAACGAUGUCUGGGCGUACCACACGGCCGUGGAACCCAAUCCGGGUCAACUCGAGAUCCUCAACAACAAAACGUAUGAAGUCGUCAAGAAUGUGUAUACCGAGCUGUCUGCCCUCUUCGCCGACGAUAUCUUCCACGUCGGUGGCGAUGAGAUUCAGGUGGGCUGCUACAACUUCAGCACUCUGGUGCAAGAGUAUUUCGCGCAAAACUCGUCCCGGACAUACGACGAUCUACUGCAGGUCUGGGUCGACAAUGCCAUCCCAAUUUUCAAGUCGGUCUCCAACAAGCGAUUGAUGAUGUGGGGCGACGUGUUGCUCAAUACACCGCACGCCAACAAUCUACCCAAGAAUGUCAUCAUCCAAGCAUGGAACAACGGUCUGCAAGACAUUGACAAUGCGACCAAGCUAGGCUACGACGUGGUCGUCUCGUCCUCGGAUUUCCUGUACCUAGACUGCGGCUUCGGUGGCUGGGUGACCAACGACCCACGGUAUAACGAAAUGGUCAACCCGAAUGUCUCGGUCCCGAACUUCAACUAUCUAGGUACCGGCGGCUCGUGGUGCGCACCGUACAAGACCUGGCAACGGAUCUACGACUACGACUUCACCUUGAACCUGACGGACGCGCAGAAGAGCCAUGUCCUCGGAGCUGAGGUCCCGCUCUGGUCCGAACAAGUCGACGACACGGUGAUUUCCUCCAAGAUGUGGCCCCGCGCCGCAGCCCUGGCAGAACUCACCUGGUCGGGCAACACGGAUCCAAGCACGGGGAGUAAGAGGACGACGCAGAUGACGCAGCGGAUCCUGAAUUUCCGAGAAUAUCUCGUGGCGAACGGAGUGCAGGCGGCGCCGUUGGUGCCGAAGUACUGUCUGCAGCAUCCGCAUGCUUGUGACUUGUAUGCGAAUCAGACGGCGCUGGCCGAGUACGCGACGACGCAAUGA